This is a messenger RNA of Malus domestica (apple), 970 nucleotides long. RefSeq lists its product as uncharacterized. Lineage: Eukaryota; Viridiplantae; Streptophyta; Magnoliopsida; Rosales; Rosaceae. The record is from RefSeq and is a predicted model, not a curated record.
AAUCCCUGUAGCUCCUUAAACCCCUACUGCUUUUCCCCUGCCUCAGUCUCUUACUUUUUCACCCUUCCGUUCACAAAUCUCCACAGAAUUUCUCAGAAUCUGAUCAAAAUUUUACUCAAUUUUCUUUAAUUUUACAUUUCUCCUUGCAAACCCUGUUCGAUUCGUUCUUAGCAUAAUCCAUUUCUAAUCAUUCUUUCUUUCUUAUUCUUUAAAUUUUUUGUAGGAUCCUCAAGAGAAAAUGGAACCGGAGAACAUUGACUGGAGCAGCAUAGAAUCCGUGUUCGUCGAAGAUGAAACUUACGAGAACUUCGAAGCGCCUAAGUGGGUCGACCUCUCUUCCCCAGAUGAGCUCAUGGAUGAUGAUCAAGACUGGUUCUGCACUCCUGAUUGCAAGCAUUCGAAGGCUGCUGAAGAUUUUGUUAAACCGGCACGUAAUCUGAAGGUGAAGCUUAUGAGAUCUUUAACCAUUUCUGAAAUCCUUCCUUUUAGGGAAAGGAAUCGAAGGGAUAUGAAAGCAAAACGGACAAAUUUACCAAAUAUGAAGAACGAAAAUUCGAAUUCUUUUAGCAAUGUCCAUGAAGAAAGUGAGAACAAGAAUCCCAAUAUCCCAGCUUCGAUUCCGCGUUGCAAAACCAAAUCAAAGAAAGCUGCAGUGAAUCCAAGCAGUGAGAAGAAGAAACAAGUUGAUGAGUCGUCAUUUCAAGAUUCAUCAAAAAAUGGGAGGAAGCCGCGGCUAAAGACUACAUUCUCCGCGAGUAAUUUGCUUGGCGGGCGCGAAAUCUUGAAUCAAAUCACAGAAUUUUGUACUGAAUUGAAGAAAUUGGCACGAAGGGGUUCGAGAAAAGGUCGAAGAGAGGGAGGUAGUUUGAAGAAGGAAAGCGUUAGAGAAAGGAUGCCUCUACUUGUUAAGGAAGCGAAACUCUAAGCAAUUAUUCAUAUAAAAAUAUAUAAUUUACUAUUUAGUUCGAAA